Molecule: messenger RNA, 864 nt
Organism: Rhipicephalus sanguineus (brown dog tick)
Lineage: Eukaryota; Metazoa; Arthropoda; Arachnida; Ixodida; Ixodidae
Exons: 7
Coding region: 87-821 (244 amino acids)
Biological process (GO): monoatomic anion transmembrane transport; citrate transport
Cellular component (GO): membrane
Molecular function (GO): citrate transmembrane transporter activity; succinate transmembrane transporter activity
Source: RefSeq, a predicted model, not a curated record
GCCGAGAAGGUCGUCGUGGUCGUACUGGCCGUGGUGUUUUUCCUGUGGUCGACCAGGAAGGCUGUCUUUUUCAAGGGCUGGGCCAAAUGGUUGCACCUGAGAUCACCCAGCUCUCCGCGGAGUUCGUGGUUGUGAUCGAGAGCCUGAACAUCCGGACGCCGCUGCAAAUGCAGGUUCUCAUCUCCCUCGGCGCUGCGACGCUCACCGAGUUCACGCCCAACGAUGCAGCCGCCACUAUGCUGCUGCCAGUCGUGAUCUCCUUGGCAUGCAAGCUCAGGCUGAACCCUUUGUUCCUGGUGUUCCCGGUAUGCCUGUCGGUGACGCAGGCAUGCAUCUUUCCAGCUUCCUCCUCGGUGAUCGCCAUCAUCUGCGAUGAGGGACACGUCACCACUAAGGACUUGAGUGUGCGCAAGGAACCGCUGACCACAUACCAGUGCUAUCGUAACGGCAGCAGUCUGGAAGACGCGUCGGCCAUCAAGCUGAGCGUCUUGUGGAACGGUAAAGGACUUCCCGACAACAAGGUCGAAUGCAUCGUCUCCUUCAGUUUGCCCGACAGCGAAGGAAAGAAAACGUUUCACGCAUCCGCGGAGUACGUGCCUCAAAAGGACUACAUCUUACUAGCCGCUGGUGAAAAGAGCGUGAACAUGUACAUCCCCCAGGAGCCGUACAAUGGCAAAGCCUAUAUCUUCAAGCAUGUUGAGACCUCGACCGGCGACGAAAGCUACAAGAUUUACGACACCAGCGCGUCUUGCGAGAACGCGCAUGCCUUGCGCAAAAUUGUCUGUCCUGAACCGUGCACCCUGCAGAGUACGGCGCAAUAAAUCUUUUCCCUUGCACCGCCGCUGCCGCCGGAGCACGGGCAGU